This is a messenger RNA of Dichotomopilus funicola, 744 nucleotides long. RefSeq names its product S-adenosyl-L-methionine-dependent methyltransferase. NCBI's taxonomy places the organism in Eukaryota, Fungi, Ascomycota, Sordariomycetes, Sordariales, Chaetomiaceae. The transcript has a single exon. Gene Ontology annotation, molecular function: O-methyltransferase activity; S-adenosylmethionine-dependent methyltransferase activity. The record is from RefSeq and is a predicted model, not a curated record. Bases 1 to 744 code for a protein of 247 amino acids.
AUGCCCCUCCGCAACCGCAACAUCUGGCACGCCAGCACCCCCAACCCCUCUUGGGCAGCCGUCGAAGCCUUCGCCCAGCACCACACCCACCCUGCAACCCGCCCCAACACUGCAGCACUCACCUCCACCGCCCGGCACUCCCGCGCCGCCGGCCUCCCCGACUACGCGGUAUCCCCGUCCCAGGGCAAAUUCCUCGCUCUGCACUGCCGCACCGCCGGCGUCACCCACGCGCUUGAAGUCGGCACCCUCGGCGGAUACGCCGCUGUGUGGUUGGCGAGUGAGAACCCCGGUCUGAAGCUGGUUACUAUUGAGCGGGAUCCGCACCAUGCGGCGGUUGCGAGGGAGAAUUUGGCGGCUGCGGGGUUGUUGAAGGGGGCUUCGUCGCCGGAGGGGAGGGUGGAGGUUGUGGAGGGGGCUGCGUUGGAGGUGCUUUCGCGGCUGAGGGAGGAGGUGCAGGCGGGGAAGAGGGAGAGGUUUGGGUUUGUGUUUAUUGAUGCGGAUAAGGUGAAUAAUUGGCGGUAUUUUCAGCUGGCGAGGGAUAUGCUGCGGCCGAACUCGGUUAUUUGUGUGGAUAAUGUUGUAAGGGAGGGGGAUUUGGCGGAUUUGCAGAAUGAUGAUCCUUACGUUGAGGGCUGUCGUGAGGUGGUUGAGAAGGCGGGCAGGGAGCCGGGUAUUGAUGCGGUGGUUGUGCAGACGGUUAGUGACAAGAGCUACGAUGGUUGGUUGUGGGCGGUGGUGAGCUGA